Colletotrichum lupini is the source of this 1629-nucleotide messenger RNA. RefSeq lists its product as uncharacterized. Lineage: Eukaryota; Fungi; Ascomycota; Sordariomycetes; Glomerellales; Glomerellaceae. The record is from RefSeq and is a predicted model, not a curated record. Bases 1 to 1629 code for a protein of 542 amino acids. The transcript is spliced from 3 exons.
AUGGACACUGAAGUUGGCGAUGGUGAUAGGGUCGAUGUAAUAAAGGAGGAGCUCAAGGUCGGUCCAAGUAUUGAUGUAACGCUGUAUGUGGCGGAACCGUCUACCAAAAUAGUUGGCGAUGGAUUUUCGGAUGGAAAAGAAAGCGUAGCAGUGGGUGAUGCCAACGUUGCGUCCGUUGCCAAGUUGUCUGUAACGGUUGCUGCAUUCGUUGUCGAUGCCGAGGCUGUUGAUGACAGUAUGUUUGGCAAGUUCGUUGUGACGGAUAGUGAAGUGAGGUCCGAGAUUGGAGUCGAGCUCAAAGAACUCUCUAAAUACGAAGAUUGCGUGAUUGAAGAGGUUGGAUUCGAGACGGAAUCCAUAUUGCUUGUCAAUGGGUCCGAAGUCGAUGCUGAGAUUGAUGUGAACGUCGUGUUCGCAAAUGAACCAGUCAGAGAGACUGUCUCACUUGUUGACGAUGGACUUAUAGAAGAACUGUUGGUGGGCUCUGUGCUUUCAGAGGCCGCAACAGUCGUACUACCGAGGAAUGUUGUACUGAGAGAAAAGGUGCUGUCCGUUAUGCUACUUGACAGUAGACUUGUAAGAUCCGAGGACGUGCCGCUCGAAGUGAAUGUCAGGAUCGUUGUGGGAGAGCUCACAGACGAGGGAGAACUGAUUGAAGAUAACGAAAAAGUCGAAGACGUCGUUACUGUCGAAAUUGAGCUUGUAGAGGACGUCGAGGAGUUAGAAAAGAUCGUGGAAAGAGUAGUUGUGGAAGUUGAGCUGCUUGAUAAUAGUGUCGUUGAAAGGGUGGAAGUCGUUGAGCUCAGGCUUGAAGAAGAAAUUGAAGGAGAAAACGAAGUUGUUGGAACACUGAACGUUGCUGGCUCAGUAUUUGUCGUAGUGGUAUCAGCCGUAGACGUAGAUGAUGUGAGGAAAAUUGAAGAUGUAGAAGAGCUAGUCGUGUUUGCGAAUGGACCCCCGGUUGAUGUUGAAGUGAGCUGUGUGUUGCUGGACACUUCGAUGCUGGUAGUUGUGAGGGACGAGGUCGUGAUAGAUUCGGAAGAAGUGAAAGAGGACGUCAGACUUGCGGUCGAUGACAGGGACAACAAAGAGCUUGAUGAGCUUGAAGAAGAGGCUGACGAAGGGGUUGAAGUCGACAAGAAACUUGACGCAGUUGAUGAGAAGGUCGACGUGGAUGAGGUAGAUGAUGGAGUGGACAGCGAGGGAGAUGAGGGAGAUGAUGAGGAUGAAGUUGACGAUGAAGUCGAUAAAAUUGAAGAGGAAGUUGAGGAUGUGUCUGUUGUGGACUCUGAGCUUGUUAAAGGAAUCGAAGAAGAGUCUAAAGACGAGGUCGACGAUAAAGUCAAGGGUGAGGUUGAAUCAGAGGCCGAGGAGGAUGAUGACAGGGAAGUUAAAGAUGAUGUCGAGGGGGAGGAGAUUGAGGAUGGGUCUGUGCUGGACUCUGACGUUGAUGCGAUCGUCGAAGAAGAAGUUGAGGUGGUUGAGGAUGAGUUCGAAAAGAAGGUGAAAGACGAAACUUCAGUGCUGGACUCCGAAUUCGAUGACGCUGUCGACGACGUGCUUGAUUCAGUCGUUUCCGUAGUAGUCGGAACAGGUGGAACCUCCCGGAAGCCAAAAUACACGCUGUAG